AAUUCCCUUAUUCCUACAACCACCUCUCUCCCCUCUGCUCUCCUCUCGUCUUCGGCUCUAUGGAUUCCGUCUCCAGUUACGGUGGAGCUCGUAACCUCCGAUCCGGCGGAAAGAUACUACGUCCACGCCGCUCCUCCGCCGCAUCUAGGACGCCUUACGACCGCCCUCCUCCUCCGGCGUCGCGGAAUCUGCCGGAGCAAAACCCUAGUUGGAUCUCCAAGCUUGUCUUCAGCCCUGCCCGCGCAAUUGCCUCCGGCGCUGGGAAAUUAAUCUCCUCCGUUGUCUUUUCUGAUUCCUCUGCAUCCUCUUCUUCUUCUUCCGACGGGGAUUCCGCUUCAGAUAUUGAUGCUGCUGAGGAGAACAAUGCCGAUUCUCCUGAAGAUGAAACAAUGGAUGAGAUGAAUAUAGAUCUGGUGAACGACCAACAACAACCUUUGUCAAGAACCAGCUCUAAGCAUGUAAUUGAGCAGCUUCUCAUGCAAGAAACAUUUGGAAGGGAAGAAUCUGAUAGACUAAUGGAUAUCAUUAAGUCGAGGGUUAUUGAUCGUCCUACUGGCCCCAUUACUGAAGAAGGGAGAUAUAGUGGGUUUGCUAACAAAAAAGAUGUGAGUGCUCCUGAUAUGUCCAGUAAAGCUGUGAUGGAGGCAAAGAAGUGGAUAGAGGAGAAGAAAUCAGGAUCGAGUUCGAAGUAUAACCCGGGUCUUGGAAGCCCAUUCGUUGACUCUUCUGCACUGCUGCAUGUCACCGAAAAAGAUGCUGGAUCACCUGUGGACCUGGCCAAAUCAUAUAUGCGAGCUCGUCCUCCAUGGGCAUCUCCCUCUGCGAAUCAGGUCGAUUUUCGAUCUCCAUCACCAGUAGGGAUGCAGCUUCUUAAAGAUGAUACACCCUUUUCCUCAAGCGCUGGUAGAUUGUCUUCAUCCAAGUUGAAAAAGGGAUCUGGCUCUAGCCAGUCAUGGAACAUUCAAGAGGAAAUACGUAAAGUCAGAGCGAAAGCAACAGAGCAAAUGCUAAGAAGUGUGGCGUCCCCUAAAACUGUGAUCUCUUCGGAUUCAAGACAAAGCAUUAACAUUUUAAUGACUGAUAUGCUCAAAGGCAAUAGCAAAGAGAUGUUUCGUCCUUGUGCAAAUGCAGUAGUUGCAUCUUUAAAUACUGAUGGAGGGGCUUCUUCAAGUUUCCAAGGUGUGCAGAAUAUGCAAGAUGAAAGUCAAAUUGACGCUUUGCCAAAUACGGCUGUUUCCUCCGCUGAACUCAAGCAGACAGCGGAAGCUAAUCUGUUUGAUGAGGAAACAAGAGACUUACGCACUAGAUCUUGUGUAGCAGAUGGUUCAGAAGAGAUGUUAAAAGUAGUCGAACCAUCUGAGGAUAUGAAUAGUGCUCCUCAAAGUGGAACCGACGGUGCUGAAGCCGAUGAUAAAGGUGGUGACAAUAUUCAGCCAUGCUUAGUGACAGGAGGGACCACACAUGUGGUCUUGGCUCUCGGGGCAAGUCCAGAUUCAACCGGGAACUUGUCCAUCCCAAAAGAUGUGUCUGAGAAUGUCCCCUUAACAUCAAAAGAAGCUGGCGAAACAGAUGCUCCGCCUGUUUCUAAUGGUUUCCCAUCUUCAGCGCCCAGUUCGCCAAUGGCGGUGGACGGGCAACCAGAGCCCGGCCUACCAGAUAAAGAAAACAACGGUUUCUGCUCUCCCCAAGAAGAACCAAACGCAAAACCCGGAACAGAGGAGGGAAAUGAGCCCGUGAAUGAAACUUCCGCCGAUAUUCCAGUGGGAAAUGGAUCAACGAAAGAGAAAGAUAGCACUACUUCCAGUGCCUCAAAGAACAGUUCAAGCGCACAUGAAGAGGAAUGGUUACCGGAUAAUCAGUCACUCCCAAACUCGGGUAGCAGCAGUCCCGGUGCUACAACCAAGGUUGCGGCUUACAGCAGAAGAGGAAGAGGCCGAGGCCGAGGUCGUGGCAGAGGCAGAGGCAGAGGAAGGGCUAAGCAAGCAACCACAAAUGUAUAAGAAGAAGCUUUCUGCACCUAUCCGCCCCGGCCCCAUGUAGGAGAGAGUUAUUCAUCUGACAAAAGGUACGUUAUUGUAGUCAUCGUAGGACAGAGACCCGACCGAUCUCAAGACGCCACUCUGUUUGUUUGUUUUGGUUGUGAAUUUAUGGGGCCGAGCUUAUGGAUUUGGCCUUCGUUUCAGGGUGUUAGAGUAUUAGGUUUAGAGGUAUGUAUCUGAUUGCUCAGUAGUUUUUAUGUCGCAUGGAUUGUGUUUUUUUCUUUCUUUCAGACAGGUGUUAAUGUUGUAACAGUAUGUGGGGGAAGUUUGGACUUGCCUUUAGAACACGAAAGCUUUUGAACCCAAGCAGUUUCCAAAGUACUCAAAACUGCUUGAAAUCUUCAAAUCCCAAACCGAAUGGUUUUGGUUUGGUUUAGUUUGGUUCAGUUUCGGUUAAAUUUGGUCUCGUUUAAUCU
Molecule: messenger RNA, 2455 nt
Organism: Tarenaya hassleriana
Lineage: Eukaryota; Viridiplantae; Streptophyta; Magnoliopsida; Brassicales; Cleomaceae
Product: protein KAKU4
Exons: 13
Coding region: 60-2000 (646 amino acids)
Biological process (GO): nuclear membrane organization
Cellular component (GO): nuclear envelope
Source: RefSeq, a predicted model, not a curated record